Molecule: messenger RNA, 3246 nt
Organism: Megalops cyprinoides (Indo-Pacific tarpon)
Lineage: Eukaryota; Metazoa; Chordata; Actinopteri; Elopiformes; Megalopidae
Gene: ubash3ba
Product: ubiquitin associated and SH3 domain containing Ba
Exons: 14
Coding region: 418-2349 (643 amino acids)
Molecular function (GO): protein binding
Source: RefSeq, a predicted model, not a curated record
AGGAAGCACAGUUACUCAUGAUUAUUCAUUUCGCGAUAAAUGUGUAGCUACGUUUUUCCAACUCGGCCAGAAGGUGCACGGGCAGGAGGACUUCAAAUUCAGUCAGCGAAUUCGGGCCGAAGUGCUACUGAGCGAAGGAAAACGUGACCUCCGUCUACCGACCCCCGUCUGCAAUGUUGACUUAAACGCUCUACACCAGGAAGCAGAGCUCAUACAGUGCAGGAACACAGGAACACGGAAAACUGAGCCGAGUCGCACUUUAUUCUCCCUUUUUUGGGAGGUGGGGAGGGGGGAGAGUGCGAUAGCACUGUACUAGCUAACAAAAUAAUCUGCAGUUUCCUAUGUCUGCCUCUUUCCUCUCGCUGCUCUCCCUGGUAGCUAGCUGAUCCCUGGACUCAAUCAAUGGAAUCGUGAAUUAUGGCUGCGAAAGAGGAUCUUUAUACCAAAGUCACCCCACGGAGGCAGCGACUGAACCGGCCUGGCACUGUCAAACAUGGAUCCAAUUUGGACGUGCUUCUCUCCAUGGGUUUUCCCAAAACCAGGGCGCUGAAGGCACUGGUGUCCACAGGAGGCAGGAGUGUACAGGCUGCGUGUGACUGGCUGUUCUCCCAUGUGGACGACCCCUUCCUGGACGACCCCUUGCCUAGGGAAUAUGUGCUGUACCUGCGUCCCAGCGGCCCCUUGCUGCACCAGCUCUCCCACUUCUGGCAGCAGUCUCGCGCCACCUGUGGAAAGAACAAGGCCCACAACAUCUUCCCCCACAUCACCCUCUGCCAGUUCUUCAUGUGUGCAGACAAUAAGGUGGAGGCCCUGUGUGAGGCGCUGCAGUCCACAGUGAGUCAGUGGAGAGGCCGGUUCCCCAGCCCCCUCCCCCUGGAGCUCUACAUCUCCUCCAACUUCAUCGGGCUUUUCGUGGAGGAGCAGGUGGCCGAGGUGCUCAAGGCCUUUGCAGCCGACUUCUCCACAGAGGCUGCCACCAAAGCAGAUGUUCACGUGGAACCCCAUAAGAAACAGCUCCAUGUGACUCUUGCCUACCACUUCCAACCCGAUCACCUGCCUUCACUAGAAAAACUGGCCAAGAGCAUUGACGUCUCAAUGGGCUGUGAUUGGCUGGCUGUGCUGUUCUCCCGGGACAUCCGAUUUGCCAAUCAUGAGACGCUGCGGGUGAUGUACCCCUACGCCCCCCAGAACGAGGACGAGCUGGAGCUGGUUCCAGGGGACUUCAUCUUCAUGUCGCCGGUGGAGCAGAACAGCACCAGCGAGGGCUGGGUGUACGGGACCUCCCUCAGCACAGGGCUGUCCGGCCUGCUGCCCGAGAACUACAUCAGCCGGGCCGACGAGAGCGACACCUGGGUCUUCCACGGGUCCCACUCCUUCCUCAGUUGUGCCUCCCCCUCAGGUACAGGGGGCGCAGUGGGUGGGGUGUGUGACGGGCUGCUGGACGGCCGUUUCCUUGACGACCGGAGCCCCGGGGACCCGCCCACCCUCAGUGUAAUUUGCCAGCCUAUGCAGGUACUACGGGUCAACAGCCAGUCACGGCUGCCCAAGCGUAGCCUGUUUGUCUGUCGCCAUGGUGAGAGGAUGGACGUGGUGUUUGGAAAACACUGGCUGUCACAGUGCUUCGAUGCCAAAGGUCGAUAUGUGCGCACCAACCUCAACAUGCCGUCGAGCCUGCCUGUCCGCAGUGGGGGGUAUCGGGACUAUGACAAGGACGGCCCCAUCACCGUGUUUGGAUCCACACAGGCACGACUCGUGGGAGAAGCCCUGCUGGAGAGCAACACAACCAUUGACUUUGUGUACUGCUCACCCUCCCUGCGCUGUGUGCAAACUGCUCACAACAUCCUCAAAGGACUCCAGCAGGAUGGCAAGAUUAAGAUCAGGGUGGAGCCGGGGCUGUUUGAGUGGACCAAGUGGGUCUCGGGCACCUCGCUGCCUGCCUGGAUCCCGCCCACUGACCUGGCUGCUGCCAACCUGAGUGUGGACACAACAUACAGACCUCAUUUACCUGUUAGCAAGCUGGGAGUAUCAGAGUCUUAUGAUACUUACAUGAGCCGGAGCUUUCAGGUGACCAGGGAGAUUCUGUCUGACUGUAAAAACAUGGGUAACAAUGUGCUCAUUGUGGCCCACGCGUCCUCCCUGGAGGCCUGUACGAGGCAGAUGCAGGGCCUCAACCCUCAGAACUCCAAGGACUUUGUACAAGUGGUCAGAAAGAUCCCCUACCUUGGUUUCUGCGCGUGUGAGGAGCAGGGCGACACGGGGGUGUGGCAGCUGGUGGACCCGCCCAUCCUGCCGCUGACGCACGGCCCCAACCACAGCUUCAACUGGAGAGAGACCCUGCUGCAGGACUGAGCCGCCGCCCGCUCCGAGACCCCGCCCACCUCAGCCGCCCAGCAGCUGCCCAUAGAUGGUUGCAAACCACGCCACAUGUAACCCCCCAAAAAAACUCCUGUUGUUUGCAUGUAAUCACUGUUGAAUCUGACUUAAAAAAAGCCUAAAAGUAUAUAUGGAAACAUUGAUAUAUGUGUCUAUGCGUAUGCACACUUAUGCUAAUCUGGAUGUACAUAUAUACGGAACAGAAAUGAGAGAGGCUUGGAGGGCAUUAUAGGACUGUGUCUCUCUCUGCUAACAGAACAUAGGGCUUCUGGGUGCACCAAGGAUGCAGAGGCCUGAGCCAUAUACUGUCGGUUGGUUGGUCGUUAGUGCGGCUGUCGCGCGGUCAUUUAUGCUGAUCUGAGGGGCAGGUGUAGUCCAUUGCACGGUGAGGGAAACCUGUUUGGCGAGCUCUAUCUGGCUGGUGGCUCGAUCGAUGGCGUUAUGUGGGUUACGAGGCCGGUGUAGUCUUCAGGAGCCCGGCGAUGCAGCGCGGGCCCUGGGGGAAGACUCGGCCUUCCCGUCCCGGCCUGGAGAAAGUGCUGCUCUCCGCAUUCCUCUUCCAACGCACACGCAUGCCGCUCGGGCAUCACUGCAACUCCGCCACACCUUCCAGCCACCCUCACAGACUCUCCCUCUCUCUCCUCUGUCGUUCCCCCCACUGAAAAGAAAAACGACAUGCUGACGCGCACCGCUGUUCACUGCCGUGAAACCGAACAUCUGUUCCUCCUUAGACACACACACACCCUACAGCGAUUGGAAUAAAGCUGAAUAAAAAGCACAAAGUUGACUCUUGACAAUCGAUCAAGUUUGCAACAAGGCUUUUUUUUUUUUUGGCCAUUACUCACCAUUAGCUCAGUGGUAGAGUGCAUGUGU